Messenger RNA from Rotaria sp. Silwood1, 666 nucleotides. NCBI's taxonomy places the organism in Eukaryota, Metazoa, Rotifera, Eurotatoria, Philodinida, Philodinidae. The record is from the annotation of a GenBank genome assembly.
AUGUUUAUUCUACAUCAAUUACUCUUAAUUCUUACGUUCUUCGUAUGUCUCUCGUUUACUGCCAUUUUUUCGCCUGAUACUGAGGAUUAUGAUGCAUAUGGACUGAAAGUAGCUGCUAAUAAUUUGAUGAUUGUUCAAGCUGAAAAUGAUUUUAGUCGGUUUAACAUUCAAUUUGCAAAUUACACGGAUGAUGUUGACACAAACAAUGCACGUGGUUGUUAUGUUUAUAAUAAUCCUUCCUUUUAUUUUUAUGCAGUGGCUCUAGGUAAGAGUCAAUCAGUACCUGGCUUUUUCUUCAUUGGUGAAUGGAUGAAUAUGACCGAAAAUGACCCAAUGCCAUAUCGUACACAUUUCGGUUUUCAAAAUUACACCGGUUCGCUUGAUACGAUUGAUUGUGAUGGCUUCAUUUAUAGCGAAGGUUAUGUGGCAGAAAGCUUCCCUCAUCAAGAACAUUUAGUAAUAACUACUGAUCCUCUUGGUUUGGUUGCCUACAUUUUCUCUAAUAACUUUGUAAUUGCUUAUACACCAUCUACGAAUAAAUUUGUUGAUAUUAAGUCUAAUUCAUUUUUUCCUUCGACAUCAUUCUUUCCGUACGCCGUUGAUUACGAUGGUAGCCAUGGUAUUAUUGCUGGUUUUGUCGAGGAUACUAACAAUUCACGUAUGUAG